Brassica rapa (field mustard) is the source of this 4287-nucleotide messenger RNA. RefSeq lists its product as uncharacterized. Lineage: Eukaryota; Viridiplantae; Streptophyta; Magnoliopsida; Brassicales; Brassicaceae. The record is from RefSeq and is a predicted model, not a curated record.
UUUUGAAAAUAUUAAUAAUAAAAAUUGUAUAAUUAUAAAAAUACAAUUAAAUAAUGUACUUCGAAAUUGAUAAUGCAUAUUUCAAUAUAUUUAUUUUAGUGAUGGUUUAUGAAUUAUUACCAUAUUUUAAGAAGUUUACCAAAAAUAUAAAUCAACAUUAAAUGUAAUGUAUUAGUUAUUGUCAUAUUCUAUAAAGUUUACCAAAAAUAUAUAUCGGUAAUAAAUGUGAUUAUCCAUGUCAUAUUAACUAUAAGCCAUCUCAUCAAUCUUGUUAGCCAUAUCAUCAUUGUUUUUGUAAAAAUGAUUAUAGAGAUGAUAUGUGGCAAAAUCACUUCCUAAAUAUAUUCUAGGGGAUUUUUAAAUACAAUCUUGCACAAUGUAUACGCUGGUAGUUUUAAGAUUCUAUUUUUAUUUGGCUUCUGGAAUCUUACUUCCAUCAAAAUUCAAAUUAAACAACUAGAAGCCUAGAAUACAGUACACAUUAUCAUCAACCACGUGAUUUACCGACAUUAGUAAAAAUCGAAAUUUGUUUCAUAAUUAGCGGGAAGGUUUCAUAUUCAAUUUCCAAUACCGGCUCAAUUUUGGAAUAUGAAAUAACAAAUAUCUGGAAAAGAAAAUUGAUCAGUCUAUGAAUAGAUAUGUUACUUUGAGUGCAUGUUUUGAAUUGAUUUCUCAACCCAAGUAUAUCCAUGACUCAUUUAAAGAAACCAUAUGUUCACACAUAACUGGAAGAUUAAUUAAUGUCAACUGUGACGACAAGAUUUGAUAUGUGGUUGCGCCCGUUAUGGUUAAGGGAGCCAGCAACUAGGGACAAAGAAACCGACUUCAUUAAUUUGAGACUGCCCAAGGCUUGCCACGUCUAAAUUUUUUAUCUAAACUUACGAACAGCCCUUAGUAAAACCCGUCUGAAGGUUUUGUGUGAUUUAUUAUUUGAGAGAAGUAUAGGAUAUGUAAAGACCAAAGGAACACUGAAAAGGUUUGUGACAAGAACCCAUUCCCAACUAAUAUUUUGCAGCAAUAAGAUAGCUAUUAUGGGCUUAUAAGCCCAACGAUAUCCAAUAUUUUUGGUCUUCCUUUAUCCAUGGGUAGGCUUAAAGCCGAUGUUACCGCCAUUCUCAGUCAAACAUCAAUGGAGGAGCUUGGCGAAAUCCGUCUCUUUGUCCUCGAAGGUCCGUAUAAUUGUAGUUACUAAUAAUAAGCACUUGUUGGGGAAUUUGUAUGGCAAAAUAAAAAUACUAAGAACAACAGAUUUAGCUAAUAGGUGAAAGGUGAAGGAAAUGUCUUAUCCAUACACAUUCGUGAUGGAUUCAUCAGUACCAUUCUCCGGCAUGUAACAAGUGAGAGAGAGCAAAGGGAGUUGAGUUGCUCUUUAAAGGCUCUCAGAUUUGAACAAAAAGAGUGCUUCUCUUUAUAUUUAAUUAUGCCUUAAACCCCCAAUGUAAUACCCAUCUUUGUUUCAUGAGAUUUCUUCAACUCUUUGACGUGAGUCACGUAACCAGGUUACUUGUGCUGUCUUUUGUUUAAUGCACCAAUAAAAAUAAAUAACAAUUUUUUUUUUAAUUUUACAAUUUAUUAAAGAUUUAUGUGAAGCAAAAAGUCUAUAUAGCAGUGAUUCCAAAUACAAUUGUGGAGAAGAAAGAAUUAGCAACUUUUUUUAAUAUAUAUGUCUCGGCCUUUGGGGAACAUUCCCUGAAACUGCAAACUAUAACGUCAUGAUGGACGUCUGAAGAUUCCGAUCCAACCAAACUUCACAUUAGAUUAUACUAAUAAUAACUGAAAUUAGUUCCCUAAUAUUAAACAAGUAGACAAGAGCCUCCACUUGGGAGAAAGUCAAAUGCCAAUCAGAAUAAUAUACAGUGUUAUAUCUUGUAUACAGUGUUAUAUCUCACUAUUCUACUGAAACUGAAUUACAAAAUAAUAUUUGUCUAAAUUUAAGUGGUUAUUUUACAUAUUUCUAUUCUUUUUUAAGCUAAUUACAACCACUUCAUUUAUUCUUUUUUUCUAAUUAAUACAGUUUCGUUUAUUACAGAGUCCAAAAUAGAACUUACAUAUUUUAAAAUAUUUUUAUUACAUCUUUUACAUUCCAUUUUUCAUCUUUUUAAUUACUUCAUUACUUAUAUUUACCAUAAUAAUCCGACAACAUUUAUUUUACGUGUUAACCAAAAUAAUUUUAUAAAUUUGAAUGAAACUAAUUUUUGUAUCGGAUUUUUGAGUUUAAAAUUAAACUUUGUUCGGACAUUAUAAAUUUUUGGACGGAGUUUGGAUUCAGAUCCUUCUAAGUCCGAAAAGAUUUGUAAGAACCUAAAAUAUUCAAAUAACUUAUUUGUUUAGAAAUGUCAUUAAAUAACUUAUAUAAUAUAAAAACUAACGGCCAAGCUCUAGUUUUAUUUAUUUUUAAAACAAAAGUUAAGAAAGAAAUAUCACCAUAAAGAAUUUGGAUUUUAAAUGCAAUUAUACAAAUAAAACCAUGGGAGUGUAAUAAUUAAAUUAUUAAUAUCCCAAUAAUUUGAUUGAACAUUAGUUUUAUUGAAGUAUGAUAAAGUAAACGCAUAAUUAAAAUGGUCACCGACUUGUGCGCUUUUUCAGGUGUCAUACAUAAACAAUAGGAGGUCAAUUCUGUUAUAAUGAAUGGAUAUAAUAUACUACUACAUAGUUUUUUAAUUGUUAUGGAAAAGUGCAACUAAUCAAUGUAUGCAUUGGCACAUCAUGUGCAGAUCAUUAAUGGAGGCUUCUCAUCUCAAUUUCACUUCCUUUUCCAAAUGCCGUGUUUCCCAAACCAGCAAGCUAUCAAGUAUCAAGUUUGCGUACCGUAGAGUAGAGGAGGUUUCGCAGUGCAUCGCUUUGUCAAUUCAUUUGUCAUCCACUUUCUUCUAUCAUUAACAUAUCUAAUAUCUUACCCAAAUUUAUUCGACUAAAUCAUCAACUGGUUAGAUGUUGAAUCUAGAAUCUCAAGUGAGUCCCUGUUUCAGUAGCCGAAUCUCAUAAACAAACCAUAGGUCAAGUGUGUAUCUCGAUCAAAAACCGACUAUUUUUCAACCUUCAAUAUACAAGAGCGUUGACGCGAAUAUAGACUAAAAUAAAUCAUCGAAUGUCCGUAGACUUAGAAAAAUUGUAAUUUGAUAGAAAUGUGUUAUGCAACAAUGGUUGAUUACUUGAUUAACGAAUAGUAAAAGACGUGUAAGGAGAUUUCUUAAUAGAAUCACCGAAUCUCGUGGGAGGGGUAAGAAACAACAGGUGGAAAUGAAAAUGACGUGGAAGAGAAGAAAAAGUGGGCUCCACUUAUCAAAUCGAAAUUAGCAGGUGGCAACGCGGUAAUCAAUAAUCAUAUAGCCCCACUUUUGUUUUUAUUUUAUUAUAUUCAAAUAAUCAGGUUAUAAAUAUAUUUCCACUUGUUCAUCAUCUUCUUCAAGCAACCAACAAAGAUCUCCUUCAAACAUUAUACAUUCACAUUAAACAAUCUUACAAAACCGAUCUCAUUAUAAUGGAAGCUACAUUGAUCUCUUCACCAGCUUCGACUUCACCACUCCGGUUCCAUCCAUUUGUGUUUUCCCCGAAUAAAAUGACGACGUGGAGGACACAGAAGAAGAAGAUGAAGAUGAGCGUUUCUGCUGCUGCGUCUUCAGGGAAGGACCAUUACUACGGAGGAGGGAGAUUGGUGGACGAGAACAUGAUCGUUCUGAGGAAACGCAUCCACGAGAUGAAAAUGGUUGAGCGAAACUACGAGCCGCCUUCUCAUUGGUUGGAUUGGGAGAAGCGUUUCUACAGCAGCUACGACUCUGUGAUCUGCGAUUCCGUUGGUCUUCUCCAGAGCUUUCUCAUGAACUCUCGCCCCACCGUCGCAAUUGCAACGCUGCUUCUACUUCUUGUCAGCGUUCCAGUUUCGUCCUCUGUUUUAGCGUUUCACCUUCUUGACCUUCUCCAUUGGGUUCUCGCCGCCACAACGUCCGGUCAUGUGGGCUGAUCUAGUGAUCUGCCUGGCCCGUUUCAUUCUUUCCUUUUACUUGCCCAGAAAUUCUUUUUUUUUUUGUAUAUUGUAUAUUCUUUUAUUAUUUAUCUGAUUUAUACUUAACUUAAACUAAGUUCAAAAUCUCGUUAUUAAUUUAUCAUUUCUUUCAUGAAAUGUGUAUAAGUUUUUCUUUUUUUUACAUGUCAUUGUGACAAAAAAUAGAAGAUUCUGAUUACAUGAUUUCUUAAUAAGUUAGUGGAGUUUAACUUUCUUUCUCAUGUUUCUUAAAACAUGCUACCAUUUUUGUUGAUAGUUUGUUUUCCUUUUAAGACACGACAGUG